Messenger RNA from Hyla sarda, 1136 nucleotides. Its product is annotated as jeltraxin-like. The transcript is spliced from 4 exons. NCBI's taxonomy places the organism in Eukaryota, Metazoa, Chordata, Amphibia, Anura, Hylidae. Bases 1 to 885 code for a protein of 294 amino acids. The record is from RefSeq and is a predicted model, not a curated record.
AUGUAUCCCAACAGCUUGACACAGACUCUCAGGUAUUCAGUUGCCAACCGAGGUCUUGACUUCCAAUUCACAUUGAAAAAAAUUACAGCCACAUCAGACAACAGGUACAAUUCUCAGAGCCUUCCUACAGUCCAUCCUAAAUUCAGCAGCCCGACUCAUUUACCUUUCCAGCCAUUUAUCUCCCCUCUGUCACUACACUGCUUACCUAUUCAGUUCAGAAUACAAUAUAAACUCAAUUCUAAGCAUAAAACUCCACACAAUGCUGCCCCUGACUACAUCUUCUCUCUCAUCUCUGUCAACCAUCCUACAAGUUCUCUGGAAUGCAAUGACCCAAACCAACAGACACAGUUUUCUGAUAAAACCAUCAUCCUUUUUUCCAAGCAAACAAGCACAGACUUCGUGACUCUGCAAUCUCCGGACAAAGCUUUAAGGCAAAUUACUUGGUUUUCGACCAACUCAUCACGCAGCCAUCAUCCAAGAGAGAGCGCCCCAACCUUUUUGUCUCUUCUUCACACUUGUGUCACUUGGGACUCUGUUACAGGACUGCUCCAACUGUGGAUUAAUGGCAAACGCUACCCCAGAAGAAUUACUACAAGCAGAUCUCCCAUUGGUCCUCAGAUGAGCAUCAUCCUCGGGCAGGAUCAGGACAGUUUUGGUGGUGGGUUUCAGGCAAGUCAGUCUUUUCUAGGAGAAAUAUGUGAUGUCAAUAUGUGGGAUUAUGUUCUGCCCCCAGAAGUUAUAAAGGCCUAUUUUGAUGACUAUUAUAAUAUAACUGGAAAUAUCUAUAGCUGGGUAACUGGUGCAUAUAAAGUCCAUGGGAACAUUGUUUCCUUGACUAAUCAAUUCUAUGAUAGGAAGCCCCAAAGGCAAUGUAAGGCCAUUUAAUUCACUUCCUUACCUGCACAUUUUAUGAUCUAGUCUGACUUGAUAUUAUAAUGAUAUACUGUAUUUACUGUAGUAUUCCCUGUUCUCAUGUUCAGUCAUUCUUGCACUACCAUAUGUUUUCUGUAGUGAGCACUCUAUCUUAUUGAACAUAAAUACGCCCUGAACAUGUGCCACUCAUUAUGCAUAGUGUAUAUACUCCAUCUAAAUCCUGUAAUUCCAUAUCCUUAUGGUUAAUAAAUCUUAUCUUGACA